Messenger RNA from Acyrthosiphon pisum (pea aphid), 630 nucleotides. RefSeq lists its product as uncharacterized. Bases 1 to 630 code for a protein of 209 amino acids. The record is from RefSeq and is a predicted model, not a curated record. Lineage: Eukaryota; Metazoa; Arthropoda; Insecta; Hemiptera; Aphididae. The transcript is spliced from 2 exons.
AUGCAGGAGCGUUUAUUUGUAGAUCCUAAAUCAUUUUGGGGAUUCAUUCGAAGUAAACUUGGUGUCUCUACAAUACCAUAUGAUGUUCAUCUUGGGGAGUCUAAGGCUUCCAGUGAUCAAGUUUCCUCUUUGUUUGCCUCUCACUUCUCAUCUGUGUAUGGUGACCCACGGUUUAUUUCCAAUGAUUUAUCCAAUGAGUUUACAAACCACCAAUUUUCAUUCCUUCCUUCUAAUUUAUCCAUAUCGAUUGAUGAUGUUAAUGCAGCACUUAACUCCCUGGCAAAUGCUCGUGGUUCUGGCCUGGAUGGUAUUUCUGCCAUUCUAUUGUACCGCUGCCGUGCCUCUCUCAGCUUACCGGUCACUUUAAUUUUUAAUCAAUCACUUCUAGAGGGAGUUUUCCCACCUGUGUUGAAAAUAAGUCGAGUUACAUCAAUAUUAAAGUCUGGUAGUCCUGCUGAUGUUGCCAACUAUAGACCCAUCUCCAGCCUACCUCUCCCAGGCUUGGUGUUGGAGAGCCACUCUUAUCAUGGUUUAGUUCCUACCUUAGUGAGCGUCGACAAUUUGUCAGCCUCUUUGGCAGGUCAUCUGAGCUCUUCCGAGCAUCGUCCGGAGUUCAACAAGAUCACCUAG